Messenger RNA from Pecten maximus, 1077 nucleotides. RefSeq names its product transmembrane protease serine 3-like. Bases 49 to 1023 code for a protein of 324 amino acids. The record is from RefSeq and is a predicted model, not a curated record. The transcript has 7 exons. NCBI's taxonomy places the organism in Eukaryota, Metazoa, Mollusca, Bivalvia, Pectinida, Pectinidae. Gene Ontology annotation, biological process: proteolysis. Gene Ontology annotation, molecular function: serine-type endopeptidase activity.
ACUGAUUGUGUCCAGCUGAUAAGUUAUCUCCACAUUCUCUUAUACAACAUGGCUUCCGUCAGACUGAUUGUUUUUCUGUUUGGACUAUCGAUUUCCACGGCAACUGACCUAUGUGUCAGUCAGUAUGGAGGAUCCUGUGUGAAUAAAUACUUUAACCAUUGUAUGUCCGGCCACUACUACUCGACCACAGGAUGUAGUGGAAACGAAGAGGUCUGUUGUAUACCACCGAAUCGUGUACCGUCACAGACCAUACAGCCAGGCCAGUGUGGCGUACAGACAAACGGAGGGUCGAACAGGAUUGUGGGUGGAACCCCGGCCGCUGUAGGGGAAUUUCCCUGGCAGGUGUCUAUGCAGUCACAUGGCCAGCACGUGUGCGGAGGGAUAUUAAUAGCUGACCAAUGGGUGCUCACGGCGGCUCACUGCUUCCGCGAAAACAAGAAUCCCUUUGCCUGGACAGUUGUGCUUGGUGAACAUGACCGAGCGUUCCUGGAAGGUUAUGAAAAACUGGAAAAGGUUGAAACACUUUUCAUUCACUCCCAGUUUGACGAAACAUCAUUUGCAAACGAUAUUGCCAUUGUGAAACUAGGAGACAGAGUUAAUAUCGACGGACAAUACGUCCGAUCUGUCUGUCUACCCGGAAUGAACGACACCUACGACAAUAUGAUCUGUACCAUUACUGGAUGGGGCGCGGCAUUUACUGGCGGCCACGGUACGCAUGCGCUAUACAAAGCAGACCUUCCGCUGAUUUCCAACCAGGUAUGCAGUUAUCUGAUGGACCGGACAAUCCCUAACACGGAGAUAUGUGCCGGACAGAAACAUGGCGGGGUGGACAGUUGUCAGGGUGAUUCUGGAGGACCACUGGUUUGUCUACAGAACGGGAAAUGGAACGUGGUUGGUAUUGUGUCCUGGGGUUACUCGUGUGCUCAAGCUUACACUCCCGGAGUUUACACCCGUGUCCAGUCAUACCUCACGUGGAUCUACCAAGUCAUGACGUCAUACGGUGCCACUUCGGUACUUGGGUGAACCAUUUGUCAUUAUGUCUGUAAAUUCCAUUUAAUAAAUUAAGAUUUUGUGAGC